This is a messenger RNA of Acanthoscelides obtectus, 540 nucleotides long. Lineage: Eukaryota; Metazoa; Arthropoda; Insecta; Coleoptera; Chrysomelidae. The record is from the annotation of a GenBank genome assembly.
AUGCAAGAGGAACUGACUGAACUAAGUACAAACGAAGAACUUAAGGUUCAGUUUAAAAACGGAUAUCAGCAAUUCUGGCUGCAAAACAACAUACCCGUUACUUAUCCGGUAAUCCUACUCCUUGUGUACGUGUAUGAGCAAAUGCGGGAUAAUAAAAUUAACAAUGAGAUACAAACGGACCUAAGGGGCCUUAGAGCAGAGGAUACGAUCGCGUCAGCAUCCUCGUCGGUGACUGGCGAGACGUCGGCCGUCGAGAUGGUCGGGUGCGAGACAUGGGCGGAGUCAGGCCUCCUAUUGGACGCCGCUCUAGCUCGUGAUUCGUCGAGGGGCGUAGUAAGCAGGGACCUAAUUACUGAUAAUGACGGUGCCGAUUACGCGAACAAAGCCGGGCGAUUUCGAGCGCUGCCGAGCGGGGUGCGGGCGGUAAUUAGCAAGGCGGGGGGAUUAGAUGUGGCGUGUUACGAGCCCGGUUUUAUGCUGGUUGCGGUUGCGGUUGUCGGCAAAUAUAGAUUUUCAUGUUUGGAUGAGGUGAGCGGGUGA